UUUUUGUUUUGUUUUAGUUUAAUGUGACACUGGGCAGCAUAGAUAACGCUUGUAUUUGGUAUUGGUACAUGAGUUUAAAAAAAUGUUUACAAAGAAGUUUAGUAGUGUAAUUUGGAAUUAUUUUGUGUUAAUAAAUGAUGAAUGUGCAAAGUGUAAAAUUUGUGAUGGAAAGUAUUCUCGUAAAGGUAAAGGCACAACUUCCUUAAAAAAUCAUUUACAAAGAAAACAUCCUCAAGAAUAUGAAUUAUUCUUUAAAGAGGACUCUGCUAAGAAGAAUAUCGACGAAAUAUCACAGCCCGGAACAUCUUUACAAACGGUAAAAAGAGAAUUUAAACAGACUUUUUUUAAAGAAUACAUGGAAAAAGCUAAAAUGUGGGAUAAUACAAACCCCAAAUCAAUAUAAAUAGACUAUUUGAUUGCUGAAAUGUUAGCUUUAUCAGAUCUACCUUUUCAACACGUAGAAGAAUUAGGGUUCCGCCGAUUGAUGGACCAUAUUGUUCCAAAUUAUGUUUUAAAAGGUAGAAAGUAUUUUACGGACCUUGUUUGUAGUGAGCUUUUCGAUAAAGUGUCAUUAAAAAUAAAAGACAUGUUACAAGAUUUUGAGAAAGUUUCCUUCACAUCAGAUAUCUGGUCUGACUCUUCAUCAGGAGUUUCAUUGUUAUCCUUAACAUGUCAUGGUAUUACUAAAGAUUUUCAACUAAAACAUAUGGUUUUGAAAGCGGAAGUUCUUGAAGAACGUCACACGGGAGAUAAUAUUUCGGAAAUAUUUCAAAGUAUGUUAGAAGUAGAGAUGUAACGACUCGACUUUUCAAACCGGUUCAAACCGGUUUGAGCAUGGACCGAGUUGAAUCGGUUAACGUCUUCGUAAACCGGUUCUACCGUGGCAAUCGUUCGUAUCGCGCUGCGCGCAUGCGCGCCUGUCAAUUCUUGUUUAUGCCGCCAUCCACAAAUCGCGUGCGGCUCCUGACGUGCUUUACCGACCCUAAUAAAACUUGACCGACCAAUACGAACCGACUUACAGCAGCGGAUACGGUUAGUGCGCAUCGUCAAUUUAAAUACAACAGCCAUAACCGACUUACCGACCGAACCGAAAUGAAACGGACUCUGGUAGAUUUGACUGACUUGACGGUGUAAUUUUGUUUUCAUUAUUAUGUAAUAUGCGACGUAAUUGCCCAGCUUCUAAAAAAAUAGACCAAAUAUUAUUCCUAAACAGUUGUAAGAAAACUUUUUAAUUAAGUUGUUUGUACCAAAUUAAGUUUCUACGACUCAAAUGAUUUUACAAAAAUAAGUUACGUGUUUAUUAUAUUGUUGAUUAUUAAAAUUGUAUUUUAUUCUCAAAGUUAAGAAGUACGGUUUUAUGUAAUUAAUAGAGUUUACAUAUUUUUUUGUAAUUUUUUAAACACGGUAUUACAUAAAUAUUUGUUUAUUUUGACAUUUUUAAUUCUGAUUAUUAUUAUUUGUUUCCAUAUUUUAAUUGUUAUUUUUCAAUUACCUUUAAAUAUCAACAAAAUAUGUAGAAUAAAAAAAAAUAGCACCUGUUGUUUCGUAAGUUUCAUUCGUCAACUCGUCAAACGGUUCAAACCGCGGUUUACUGAAAAUUUGGCGGUUCGGUUCGGAAACCGAUUUGCAUGUAUUACUAACCGAUCAAAUCCGGUUUGUCAAAAUUCAAGACCGUAACAUCACUAGUUAGAAGAAUGGGGAAUUUCGAAACAAAAUGUGCACUGUAUGGUUAGAGAUGGGGGAUCCAAUAUGAAGCGCGCUUGUUAUUUAUCUGAAGUGUAUAGUAUCCACUGUACAGCACAUUUGUUACAUUUGGUGGUUAAAGAAGCAAUUAAAAAAGUUAAUGAAAUUUCCAUAUUACUUACAAAAUGUAGGAAAAUUGCUGGACAUUUCUACCAUUCCACGAUGGCGAAGCAAGAAUUAGAAAAAUAGAAAAAACAAGUUCGACUCAAUCAAAAAGUUCUAAAAGUUUUCCAAGACUCACCAACACGCUGGAAUUCCAGCUAUUAUAUGUUGGAAAGACUCGAUUGCAUCAAGCAUUCGUUGUCACUUUAUUCUUCUAAUAAUAAAAUAGAACAAUUUGAUGCCGAUGAAGAAUUAAUAAAAGUGCUGAAGCCUUUGGAAGACACUACAAAAAAAUUGAGCUCACAAAACACGUGUAUAUCUGACGUUAUUCCUCUAGUACGAGCAUUGAGUAAAAUCUAUGACGAGAUUCAGAAAAAAUUGCAUGUCAGUGUAUCCGCAGUUAUGACUGAGUUUGUGUCUGCUUUGAAGAAUGAAUUAGAGUAUCGUUUUUCUGAAAAUGAUAAAAAUGUUUUGUUUCAAGUAGCCACAUUUUUAGACCCACGUUACAAAGGGAAAUGUUUCAGUGAGAUUCUCAUAAGAGAAAUAAAAGAAAAAUUGCUUACAGUUUUAGAAACUGAAGUAAAUCUCACAGCAACUACAAUCAGUACUGAAGACAAACCAAUUACUGUUAGAAAAGAACAUUGCACGAGCCUAGAAGAGUCUAUUGCUAAGAUGUUAGAUAGUGAUGAUGACGACGAGCAAUCUGAAAAUCAAAUAUCAGAUACGAAAGGCAAUUUGCUCAUCGAAUAUAUGUGAGAAAAAAGAUUACCAAGAGAUCAAUAUCAACUAAAUUAACAGUAAAAAGUUUGGAGUUCUUAGUCACAUUGCUCGCACAUAUUUAUCAUCACCUGCAACAAGUAUUCCAAGUGAGCAAUUUUUUAGUGCAGCACAAAUUUUUUAUGAUCCUCAUCGUAACAGACUUUUGGGGGACAAAGCUGCCAAGUUACUCUUUUUGAAGUAUAAUUUACCAUUACUAAAUUUCAAUUAUGACUUAUAAUUUUUUUAAGUUCCUCUAAUUGUCAUUGUGAUUUUUAUCUAACAUUAACACUGUAUGUGUCGUCACGCAGUACUAGUUUACUUGAUUAAAAAAUUAUUUAUUUCGAAUUUAAAGUAUUACGAAGAUCUAAGUUUUGUUUUCUUAAAAAAAAAUUAAAAAGUGAUCUUAUAACUUUUUAUAAUAUUGAUCUCAUUAAAAAGCUAGUUGAUUUAGUACCUUAUAUACUAUUGGUAUGAUAACUAACUAUGGCAAAGUUUGCAACAUAAAGGAGCC
Messenger RNA from Chilo suppressalis (striped riceborer), 3115 nucleotides. NCBI's taxonomy places the organism in Eukaryota, Metazoa, Arthropoda, Insecta, Lepidoptera, Crambidae. The record is from the annotation of a GenBank genome assembly.